AUCUCAAUUCUAACAAGGGUUUAUUGAUGGCCAAGCAUUUUGUUCUUACGAAUGAAAUGUUAGGGGAUGAUUACCAAUAUCUAAGUCCUUCAAUUUUGGAUUCUGGAAAACAUGAAGAACCAGCUGAUUGGGAUAAGGAUUCGCCCAUGGAAGUUGAAAAUGAAAAGGGAACCUCAAGAAAUGAAGCAGGUAAGAUGUUCGAUGAUUCUUCUUAUGCUCGUGUGGAUAAGGAAGGUUUAGAGAGCAAUGGAGGAAUAGUUUUUAACACUACUAUUGGCAUUGUCAAUUUUAGCGAGCCGAGAAAGUAUUUUUCUCCGGUAGUUGCUUCUGAGGAGGAGGAAAAUUCAGAAAAAGAUGCAGACCAAACAUUCAAUAAAUGUCUUCAAAGAGCCAGGCAGAUUCAUCAAGAGGUUUUCAUCCCUGAAUGUGAUGUAGAGACUGUUGGUUCAGUUUUUAGUUAUGGUCUUGAUGAAAAUAAAGAGGGCCAGGUGUUUGAUAUAUAUUUCCAGGGAGACAAAGCGGGAUUUUCAUCUAAUAUUGCGACAUUGAAUUAUGGAGCUCUUACUAAAGCUGAAAAUGAAACCAAUUGGAAAAGUUUUGUGUUAACAAAACUCUGUCUAUCUAAGGUAAGAGGAAGAUUCUCUAGUGCUAUUGAUAAAACCAUGCGAGAGGAGUUGAACGGAAGCGAAGGACUCAAGAUAUUAACUCACAGGAGCUUCAAGAACAAUGUGACACAUUGGUUCGAGACAAUUAAGCCGCUACCUGACAAGUUAGUCCGUGAUAAUGUGGCAAGUCGAAGAGAAGAUGUGACUGAAGGUUCAAGUUCCAGUGAGAUCACAUUGUUGCCUCCGUUAGGUGGGAGUUCUUUUAUGAAUAUAUACUUCAAGUUUCGUGUGAUUGAAAAUUUCAUCAUAUAUGCCAUAAGGUUUUGGGUUCACAAUCCAAAUCUGGGAAUUUUUUGUGAAAAGUUUAUGAAGCAAAUCAUAAUGAAUUAUGUUAAUAGAGUUAAUGCCUGGUUUGAAAGUUAUUUUGGUUCAUGCAUUUGCGAAUUAUUUGCCACCGGACAGAGAAAGGCCAAUGGGUUCUCCCUCAAUGUUUCUAUCUGCAAUGUUGUGAUUGGAAAAUAUAUUAAGUCUGCUAAAGUAGGAGAUGUUCAGUUUGUUCUCAAGGAGGUGCCAGAGAAGUUCAUAAUAAGAUGGAAUGUAAUUGCUGGUUAUGCUCUCUAUUCUUGUAGUAAUUCUAACUUGUUGCGGAUUGUUUCCUCAUUUAAAAUGUGAGAAAGAAAAGAAUGAUGUAUUUGGUGGAUCUUGCUGCCUCUUUAGACUUGCAACUUGGUCCGGAAGCUGAUAUCUACGGAUACAAGGUUGUGCUUUUCUGGCUAGUCUCACUAAAUAGAUUGAAGCUCAUACUCUCCCAGUGGAAUAAGGAUUUUGGUUUUGGUUCAUCCAAACAUGUAGAUCAAUUUCCAUUUUUGUCAAUUAUACACCAGAAAUGGUUGCGGCAGUAUUGCAUUAUUGGUGAACAAUUACUUCCUACCUGGUUGAAUUAUUUGUCCUAUAAUUUGAGGCGGGUAACGACUGAAUUCUCGGUUAUAAUUCGUAAGAUGCAAGAAAUGAUUGUGCUAGAAUCUGGUACCUUUGAUAUACUUCAGAUGCUACAGGCAGUUGUUUCAAAUGGCAUACCAAUGGUUGCAAGGAGAUUAUACAAGUUUCGCAAAGAGGUGCAAAAAGAACUUGGAAUUGGAGAGGAUGUAAAGAUCAUAAUUCUGAAAUUUGGUGGACAACCUGCAAGUUGGAAGUCGGAAAUACAGCACUUGCCAACUGGUUGGUGGUGCUUGGUUUGUGUUGUAUCUGAGAGACAGCAGCUGUCUCCAAAUAUCAUAAAGCUCAGAAAAGAUGGUUAUGGUCCUAAUAGUAAGGUCUUGGCUUACAAGUUACUGAUUGUACUUGCCCAUAGAGACUAUCUUACUGAAGAACUAUUUCUCAGAAAUAUGCUUAAGAGCUAUCAAGGCGGUGAAGUUGCAGCUAGUUUACAAGAUAUUGCUUAUGGUAAAAGCUAUAUAAUAGACAAGCUGAGCAGGCAACAUGAUGUAAUGGUUCUUGGAUAUCAGUCGCAAAGAAUGCAUAGAAGUGAUUUUUAUAUUCCAGAUUGGUAUUCAAAUGCGGACCCAACUAAUAUAGAGAAGUGCACCAUUAGAGACCUCAUAGCUGUUGCUGAUCUUUUCAAUUGUGAAAAAGAUUUUGUUGUGGCAAAAGCAUCUAGAAGGCCAGCUGGCAUGGGUGGAAUUUCUUUUCUGGAAGCUUACAAAUGCCUAUUAAAGAAGCUGUUUAAAGGUUUAAUCCCUUACCUAUACCAUUGAGGUCUCAUUCGGAGAAAAAUUGCAGCACUGUUUCAAAGAGCCUGCUAUGUUGUUUGUAGCCUUUUGAGAUUUCAAAACUGUGGAGCAUGGUCUAAUCUUGAAGAAGGCCUAAUGGGUUGUUGGAGUAAUUCUGUCGUGGGCUUCACUAAUUUUCACGUUUCCAAAAUCCCAACCUUGAGGACAAGGUUGUUUUAAGGGGGAUGGAAUGUAACGAUUUGAUGAAGAUGUGGCUACAAGAUUCAAAUAGUUUUUCGGAGUUAUACUUUAGUACUAAAAUUAAUAGUAAUUUUUUACUUUCACCCCAUAGUUAGUUUUUUUGCACAAUUUUCCCUUUCCUUUAAAUACUGAUGUAUUGAACUUUUUAGAGGAUGUUGAAUGAAAAAUCAAUUUUUA
Molecule: messenger RNA, 2752 nt
Organism: Nicotiana tabacum (common tobacco)
Lineage: Eukaryota; Viridiplantae; Streptophyta; Magnoliopsida; Solanales; Solanaceae
Source: RefSeq, a predicted model, not a curated record